GGUAGCUGUCAAGUUGUGCACUCGGGUAGUAGAAUAUUGAUUAUCGUGUUUUCAGCUUGCAGGCAGCUUUAUUUAUCGAAGAUUCAAAGCAACUCUCUGCUAGACACGUCAGUACGACUCCGGGUCAAAGAAAAUGGCUGCUGGCAUUGCUGACAGCAAGUGGACCAAAGUUCUUUCUUGUAAACCGAACUGAGACCAAAGCUCAUGUUUAAAUGAUCAUGUUAAAAUUGAGACAUUAAACAUUACUGUAUUGAAAGCCCAGAUCGUUCUUAAUUACACUGAAAACUGACGAAGAUGACAAAAGAUGCUAAAAGUGCCGCCACAAUAAGACGCAGAAAACAUCGACACAGGCAUGGUGAUCUUGAAAGAUUCAAAAGCUGUCGUCCAUCCUCACCUACACCAUUAGAAGAAAUAAAUGAGUUCAAUGAAGAAGAUGAGGGGUAUUUGUUCGAUGAUGAAAUUCUAGGACCUUCUGUGGUGAAAAAAAUCAUGUCAUCAGAAAAGACAUUAUUUCUUUCCUUGAUUUGCAUAAGGAUUGUUAAUUCACUGAUGAUACAAACUAGCUUUGUUCCAGAUGAAUUCUGGCAAUCUGUUGAAGUGUCUCAUAGAAUGGUGUUUGGGUAUGGACAUUUGACAUGGGAGUGGAAGAAUGGAUUGCGGGGUUACCUUUAUCCUAGUGUGUUUGCUUUCUUUUAUAAAGUUUUUGCAUUAUUAGGCCUGGACAGCAGGCAGAUGAUGAUUAAACUUCCCCGCAUAAUCCAAGGUAUUAUAGCAGCAACUGGCGAUCUGUAUCUAUACAAGCUGUCCUGGAUGCUGUGUGAUCGAGCCACUGCCCAGUGGUCACUGUUUUGCCAGAUGACCAACUGGUUCAUGCUGUACAGCACAACUCGCACCCUGACAAAUAGCACAGAGACAGUCCUUGUUACAGCUGCUCUUUAUUAUUUCCCUUGGCCUGGAAAACCUUCUUCAAGUCAUUCAGUGAGGAGGUUUCUACUGCUUGCUUCUUUAUCCAUCAUCGUCCGUCCAACAGCAGCGGUAAUCUGGAUCCUUAUAUGCUCCUGGCAUCUACAAAACUGUAAAAACAACCUGUAUAGGACUGUAAAAACAUACAUUAUCGUGGGAGUUGUUUCCCUUGGAAUGUCAGCAACAAUUGACCGGGUAUUUUACGGGGAGUGGACGUUUGUGCAAUACAAUUUCCUUCAGUUUAAUGUCCUUGGUGGUGGUGGUUCGUUUUAUGGGACACAUCCAUGGCACUGGUACCUAACCCAGGGCCUUCCAGUUGUCAUGGGGCUGCACAUGGCUCCAUUUUUGAUGGGAAUAAGGAGAGCGAAGAAUUUUGUACCGCUGUUCGUCAUCAUUUGGACCAUCUUUAUAUACAGUUUUCUUUCUCACAAGGAAUUCAGAUUUUUAAUGCCGAUUCUCCCAUUGACCUUUCAUUAUGGAGGAGUUUUCUUUCAGUCAUAUUGCAAGAAACCAAAAAUGAAAAGGAAACAGAUAAAGCGGGUAUAUGAAAAUGUCAAAAACGAUAAUGUCAGGGGUAGUCAAGAAAGCCUCGUGAGCAAUGGUGAUGGAAGUGAAAGCAACACAACCGAAAUCUCAUCUGAGCAAAGUGUGCUUUCUACUGAAACUAGCGGCAUUGCUUCAGAGGCCAGUCUUGGUACAGAUACCGAGGUUUCUAAGCAAAACUAUCCUGAUGAAGUGGGACCAAAAGGAACAGAUGAGAAAACAGAACAUAUUGUGGACAACGAUGAUGGUGAUACUAUGGAAGGUGGGAAAGACAUUCAAGAGGAAACUAGAGAUAUGGCCAAGAAACGUGAUUUGUCUGCGAAUGAAAUUAUAGCUGAGAUGGAAAAGAAGCAAAAGGAAUCUCAUAAAAACAAUUUGACAAAGGCCAAAGUGUUUGUGAUAAUUAUACUUUUAGUAAACAUUCCGGCAUCAAUGUAUUUUUGCUUAAUACACCAACGAGGGACCAUUUAUGUCAUGAAGUACAUUCACGAUGCUAGUCUGCAACAUAACAUCGAUGCUCUUUUUCUCAUGCCUUGUCACUCUACGCCGUUUUACAGCUACAUACAUCGAAAUAUCAGUAUGCGAUUUUUAACUUGUGAACCAAACCUACAGCACAAAGAAAACUAUACAGACGAAGCUGAUGUCUUUUUCAACGACCCUGUUAGUUGGCUGAAAACCGAGUAUGCAGGCUCAUCACGCCCAUGGCCCUCGCAUUUAGUUUACUUUAGUCCUCUGCAAAGCGAUAUAGAGCUGUAUCUGCUACAGAACGGCUAUAAAGACUGUGCUAGCUUUUUUCAUACACACAUUCCAGAGGGCCGAGUCGGAAGUCACGUUAUUGUAAGCUGUAGAUAGCAAUUAUUGGUCAUUCUUAGUCACCUUUAUGUCAGCAACAUUUAAAAAAUAAAUAGUUUUAGUAUUAUUUUAAACGUGUUUCAAUGUUAACUUGCUGAAUGAUAUAUGUAUAUAUUCACGAAACAUGACGAAAUUAUUUUGGUUGACAAAGAGCACAUGGACUUUUUAGAGCUCUGUGCGCAAGCGCAUUUCGCGUGGCUUCGUCGACGAUGAAGUCAAAGAUCCAAAACAACCAAUGUGAUUUAUAUCUAUAAAUAUAUGUUUGCAAGUCACGCUAACUUUGUUAAGAUCUCGAUUUACUUAUACAUUACUUUUUAUAUAUGUUUGCACUGUCUAUAUGUUACCGAUAUAGGGUAUGUUCCAGAUAGCAUUUCAAUUUCACACAGUAUGUGUAUUUCAGGUACAUUUAAACUUUGUGUACUACGAUUAGAAAGCUUGUUAAAUAAUAUUAACAAUUGCCUGUAGAAUAGGCAAUAUUUGAUAGUAUUUAGUUUAAAAAUGUUUUUCUGAUAAUCUAACGCAAAUUUGACGUUUGUAUUUUUAUGCCCCCGAAGGUGGGCAUAUUAAAAUCGCACCGUCCGUCCGUCCGUCCGUCCGUCCGUCCGUCCGGCUCUGUAACUUUCCCUUGUAUGGACAGAUUUUAAAAUAACUUGCCACAUGUGUUCCACAUACCAAGACGACGUGUGGCAUGCAAGACUCGUGUCCCUAUCUCAAAGGUCAAGGUCACACUUAGUGUUUAUUCACAAUGGAGUGCUGCAUAUAAGGACAUAGAGUAUAGGUUGUCGUGUCCGGGCUGUAACUUUUUCUUGUAUGGACAGAUUUUAAAAUAACUUGCCACAUGUGUACCACAUACCAAGACGACGUGUCGCGUGCAAGACCCGUGUCCCUACCUCAAAGGUCAAGGUCACACUUAGUGUUUAUUCACCAUAGAGUGCUGCAUAUAAGCAUAGAGUAUAGGUUGUCGUGUCCGGGCUGUAACUUUCUCUUGUAUGGACAGAUUUUAAAAUAACUUGCCACAUGUGUUCCACAUACCAAGACGACGUGUCGCGUGCAAGAACCGUGUCCCUACCUCAAAGGUCAAGGUCACACUUAGUGUUUAUUCACAAUGGAGUGCUGCAUAUAAGCAUAGAGUAUAGCUUGUCGUGUCCGGGCUGUAACUUUCCCUUGUAUGGACAGAUUUUAAAAUAACUUGCUACAUGUGUUCCACAUACCAAGACGACUUGUCGCGUGCAAGAACCGUGUCCCUACCUCAAAGGUCAAGGUCACACUUAGUGUUUAUUCACAAUGGAGUGCUGCAUAUAAGCAUAGAGUAUAGGUUGUCGUGUCCGGGCUGUAACUUUCCCUUGUAUGGACAGAUUUUAAAAUAACUUGCCACAUGUGUUCCACAUACCAAGACGACGUGUCGCGUGCAAGACCCGUGUCCUUACCUCAAAGGUCAAGGUCACACUUAGUGUUUAUUCACAAUGGAGUGCUGCAUAUAAGGACAUAGAGUAUAGGUUGUCGUGUCCGGGCUGUAACUUUCCCUUGUAUGGACAGAUUUUAAAAUAACUUGCCAAAUGUGUUCCACAUAACAAGACCACGUGUCGCGUGCAAGACCCGUGUCCCUGCCUCAAAGGUCAAGGUCACACAUAGUGUUUAUUCACAAUGGAGUGCUGCAUAUAAGGACAUAGAGUAUAGGUUGUCGUGUCCG
Molecule: messenger RNA, 4048 nt
Organism: Mya arenaria
Lineage: Eukaryota; Metazoa; Mollusca; Bivalvia; Myida; Myidae
Product: GPI mannosyltransferase 3-like
Exons: 8
Coding region: 295-2358 (687 amino acids)
Biological process (GO): GPI anchor biosynthetic process
Cellular component (GO): endoplasmic reticulum membrane
Molecular function (GO): alpha-1,2-mannosyltransferase activity
Source: RefSeq, a predicted model, not a curated record